This is a messenger RNA of Odocoileus virginianus texanus, 6384 nucleotides long. Lineage: Eukaryota; Metazoa; Chordata; Mammalia; Artiodactyla; Cervidae. The record is from RefSeq and is a predicted model, not a curated record.
AGCCCUAGGAGAAGCCCUGGACCAAGGUGCUCCAAGCAGGAAGUUUCACCUGAGAAGGACAUUGAGAAGUUGGCGGGGAAGAUGCUACGGCUUAUUGUGCAGUCGGCCAAGAUUAGCCCACCCCUAAGCCCCCCACCCAGACCCUGCGUCUCCGUGUACUUCAGAGAUGUCAAGAGGACAACUCGUGAGGUGGAAGGCAAUCACCCCGUGUGGAAUGAGACGCUCAUCUGGCACCUCUGGAACCACCCCCUGCAGAAGGACUCUUUCCUGCAAAUCACCCUUCGAGACAUGGGCUCAGUGAAGAAGGAAAGGUUCAUUGGCAUGGCCACAGUACUGCUCAAGCCCUUGGUGAAAAAACCAAGAAAGAUCCUUUUUGUGAAUGACCUGACCCUGCUCAACCAUUCCAUGAUGCCCACAGACUGUACCAUCGCCUUACAGGCAGCGCUUAUGACCUACAAGGAUAUGGAGAGGAUCGGUGAUGAAGACCUCCUGGCCAUAACAGCUCAAGAGGUGGCUAAGCAGAAGCUGAUGUUUCCCAGUGCCACAGUGCACAAGGCUCUGUCCCCAAAGCCUCAGCACUUCCAGGUCCGAGUGCAGGUGUUUGAAGCCCGGCAGCUGAUGGGCAACGACAUCAAACCAGUGGUGAAGGUGGUCAUUGGAGGCCGCCAGCACCACUCACGGAUCAAGAUGGGGAACAACCCUUUCUUCAAUGAGAUCUUCUUUCAGAAUUUUUAUGAGGCUCCUAUGAAGUUCUUCGAUGAGAUCAUCUUAAUCCAGGUGAUGAACUCCUCAGUGAUGAGAUUCAAUGCAGAGAUUGGGAGAUUCCAAACAGAUAUCGGGUUCAUCUACAACUGUCCAGGUCACACACUCCUGAGGAAAUGGCUUGGCCUCUGCCAGCCAAGCGAACGCAACAGCGGUGUGAGAGGCUACCUGAAAGUCACCAUCUGUGCCCUUGGCGUGGGCGACCAGGCCCCGGUCGAUCAGAGACUGACCUACAGGGCUGAGGACAUGGACACUCGGAUCUUCAAGUCGUCGGUGGUGCCCAUCAGCAUGGCCUACCUUCAGUUCUUCAUCUACUGUGCCGAGGACCUCCACCUCAAGAAACACUACUCUGUGAGUCCUGUGCUGGAGGUGGAACUAAUUGGGGAGAAGACCAGGCCAUCUGGGCAGGCACCAACUGCCCUUCUCACUUGCCCUUCGCAGCUUCCCUGCCUCUCCAGCUACAUCAAGUUCAGAGUCUUGGACUGCCCCAGGAACAAGUGCAGUGAUGAGAUUGGGACGGUCAGCCUGUCGCUCAACCAGAUCUCAUCCACUGGAGCCGAGAUAGAAGGAAUGUACUCCGGCUUCCUACCCUGCUUUGGCCCCAGCUUCUUGACUCUCCGUGGGGGUAAAAAGGCCCCUUUCAGGAUGAAGGAAGAAGACCCUAAUAUUCCCAACAUUGUCAAGGAUGGUUUAGCUUAUCGAGGCCGGGUCUUCCUGGAGUUGAUCACCCAUGUCAAAUCCCAUCAAGAAGCUAAGAUGAAGGAUCUCUCCCUAGAUGUGAUCAGCGUAGAGAAGCACCAGAACCGACAGAAGUAUGGGCUGUGCGUCAUCUUCCUUUCCUGUACCAUGAUGCCUGACUUUAAGGACCUGAUCCAAUUUGAAGUCAGCAUUGGUCACUACGGAAACAAGAUGGACCUGAGUUACAAGCCUCUCGUCUCAACCACACAGUACAGCCCAGUGAUAUACGAUGGGAACAUCUACUAUUACGUGCCCUGGUACAACACCAAGCCCGUUGUGGCCGUGACCUCCUUUUGGGAGGACGUCGGCUUCCGUAUGAACUGCCUCAACCUCCUCCAGUUCACGCGGGAUCGCCUGAAGGCCAACCUGGACACCCUGAAGUCCAUGAGGAAUCCGAGGGACCCGGCUCUGCUUCCGCAGUGGGAGAAACUGCUGAGGGAGCUGGUGGAGGACUGCAAGCGGCCGCUGCCCUGCAUGACCAGUCAGCCCAAAGCCACCGACCUGGACAAGAACAGGUGGAAGCUCCGCCGCCUCCUCCUGCAGGAACUGGCCCAGAAGGCCAAGCAGGCGCCCCCCAGGGACAUGGUGGCCACCGCAGAGGGCUGGCUGCACCGCCUCAAUGCCGUGCUCCCCGAGCCCCAGAUGAACCUCCCCGAUGUGAUGAUCUGGCUGAUGUCCCGGGAGCAGCGGGUGGCUUAUGCUCAGGUGCCCGCCCACAGCAUCCUGUUCUCCCCAGACGGGGCCCGGCACUCCGGCAGGUUCUGUGGGAAGACACAGACCCUAUUCCUGCAGUACCCAGAGGGAGAAGGAGAGAAGGACACCCUCCCCGCCCAGCUCCGGGUCUGCAUGUGGCUCGGCAACGUGACUGAUAGCAGGGACCUGGAGCUGCUCCGCCAGGGCUUUUACGAAAACCAGGCCAAGUUUAAGGACCAGUGGGGACAGCAGUUUCUGCAGCACUGCCCCAACUUCUCGGAUGUCAUGGGGCACAAGGCCCUUCCCAAGGAAGAUUUCAAAGAGCCCCAUGGAUGGCACUGGGAAGGUCCGUGGACAGUGGAGCCUCAGAGGAGGCUGCUCCUGGACACAGACAUCAACAAGAGCCAGGUGCUGGAGGAGGUGUAUGAGAACCAGCGCCGGGAUGCCACGGGGGCCUGGGUACCUGCCGCCAUCCCCAACACGGAUGUGAAUGGAGAGCCCGUGGAGGCCCGGGAGAUUGUGAAGUGCCCCCAGGGCUGGCACGUGAAGCAAACCUGGGCUGUGGAGCUGAACCACGCAGUGGACAAUGAGGGCUGGGAGUACGGCGUGGGCAUCCCACCCUCGGGGCUGCCCCAGGUCUGGAACUCGGUGGAGAAGACCUACUACUCACGCCGGCGCCGGCGCUGGGCACGGGUGCGCUACCGGGACCACGGGCGGCUGAGCCACGAGCAGGAGACCCUCUCCUUCCUGCAGCUGCACCACCCUGGCCUGGCUGAGGACGAGGCAGGCUGGGAGUACGGCGUCUUCGGCUCCAAGUUCCACCUGAACCCUCAGCCCCAGAGCCGCUUCCGCCGCCGCUGCUGGCACCGCAGGCUGGCCCCCAACAAGGUCAAGGGCAUUGCACCCAUAUUCCUCCUGGAGGGAUCAUUGAGCACAGAUAUGAAAGAGCAGGCGAAGAGAGAGGUGGACACAGUGUCGUCCACACGGAGGCUGGACAGCCUCAGGCGUGUCUGGAGGGCGCCCCCAGCCGUCACCCAGACGCCCAACCUGCCCUUCAUCUACUGCGUCUUCAACAAGCCCCACUACUACCAGCUCUUCUGCUACAUCUACCAGGCCCGGAACCUGAUGUCCAGCCAUGUCCAGACAUUCCAGGGGCCCUUCAUCAGGCUGGUCUUCUUGAACCACAGCCAGCGCACCCAAACCCUGAAGAGCUCCGCAGCCCCCACAUGGGCCCAGACGCUCAUCUUUCAGCACCUCCUUUUGUACGAGAACCCUCAGGACACCAGAGAGGGCCCGCCGUGUGUGGUGUUGGAACUGUGGCAGCGGGACCCCCAGGGCAGUGAGACACUGUGGGGACGGACUAUGUGGCACCCGGUGGUCUGGCUGGACGCCCAAGACCGGAUCCUGCCCCCCAUGAGGUGGCACCCCCUUGUAAAAGGGCUGGAGGACGAAGAGGGCGAAAUCUUGGCGUCCUGUGAGCUGAUCCUUGAGACUGAGAGCCUCAGACAGCAGCUGCCCAUGUUAAGUGUGCCCUGGAAGAACGGCAUCUACAUCCUGCCCAAGAGCAUCCAGCCCACGCUCAGGAAAAUGGCUAUCGAGAUGCUGGUCUGGGGCCUUCGCAACAUGAAGCAGGUGCGCUCGCCCCGGCUCCUGGUGGAAUGCUGGGAGGAGUCCCUGCAGACCGAGCCCAUCAGGGACUUUCAGAGCAAUCCCAACUUUGCCCAGUCAGCCCUCCUUCUCACACUGUACAUGCCUACGGAGGAGAACUUUGCACUGCCGCUGGUGCUGAAGGUGGUGGACAGUCAGGACUUCGGCCAGGAGACCGUGGUGGGUCAGGCCAAUGUUCACUCUCUGCAGCCCUACUUCUGUGACCCCUGGGCCGAGGACUACGUGCCCCCGAGGCCCCCAACGCUGUCGGUGAAAAAGUACCAGGAGCUCCUAGGUUACCUCUGUGAAAAGUUCUGGUUCAAGUCCAGCAAAGCUGAGGACGAGCAUGACCAGGAGGUAGACUGGUGGAGCAAGCUGUUCUGGGCCACCGGAGACGCUCCCCGGACCCUGAAGUACAAGUACAAAGACUACCACACCCUGAAGGUGUAUGACUGUGAGCUGGAGGCUGUGCCAGCCUUCCAAGGCCUGCAGGACUUCUGCCAGACCUUCAAACUCUACCAGGAACGGCCCAGACUGGACAGCCCUGUGGUAGGGGAGUUCAAGGGCCAGUUCCGCGUCUACCCCUUUCCUGAGAACCCGGAAGCUCCCAAGCCCCCUCGCCAGUUCCCGCUUUGGCCUAAGAAAGAGGACUUCCCUCAGCAGUGCGUGGUGCGGGUGUACAUUGUGCGAGCCUUCCACCUGCAGCCCCAAGACAUCAACGGCCUGUGUGACCCUUACGUGAUCCUGAAACUGGGACAGACGAUGCUUGGCAACCGGGACAAGUACCAGCCCAACACUCUGGACCCCAUCUUUGGCGUGAUGUUUGAACUGAGCUGCAUCAUCCCCCUGGAGAAAGACCUAGAGAUCCAGCUAUAUGACUUUGACCUAUUCUCACCUGAUGAUAUGAUUGGAACCACAGUCAUUGACCUUGAAGACCGACUCCUGUCUGGCUUUGGAGCUCGUUGUGGGCUCUCCAAAUCCUAUUGCCAGUCAGGGCCCUUCAGGUGGCGGGACCAGAUGCCCCCAAGCUUGCUUUUGGAGCACCACGCCAAGCGGAAGGGACUGCCGCCGCCUCUCUUCAGCCCCGAAGGCGACUCUGUUUAUUACAACGGGAAAAAAUUCCAACUGCAAAGCUUUGAACUCAAGCCCCCUAGAGCGCGCUUCUUGGGAUCUAAGAAAGAGCGCCUGGCUCUGUACCUCCUGAACACCCAGGGGCUGGUACCCGAGCAUGUGGAGACCCGCACUCUGUACAGUGACAGCCAGCCGGGCAUCGACCAGGGAAAGGUGCAAAUGUGGGUGGACAUCUUCCCCAAGAAGCUUGGGCCUCCCGGCCCCCCAGUCAACAUUGGGCCCAGGAAGCCUAACAGGUAUGAGCUCCGCUGCAUUAUCUGGAAAACCACCCUCGUGGACUCGAAGGAGAACAGUUUAAGUAACGACAGGAUAAACGACAUCUAUGUCAAAGGGUGGCUGUUCGGGCUGGAGAAGGACAUGCAGAAGACGGACGUCCACUACCGCUCCCUGACGGGGGAGGGCAUCUUUAACUGGCGGUUCAUCUUCACUUUGGACUACCUGAUGGCAGAGCAUGUGUGUGUCUUGAGCGAGAAGGACUACAUAUGGAGCCUGGACCCCACGGUGACGAAGUUCCCAGCCCGGCUCAUCAUCCAGGUCUGGGACAACAACAUCAUCUCCACGGAUGACUUUCUAGGGGUCCUGGAGCUGGAUUUAUCAGACAUGCCCCUCCCGGCUCCGCACUCCAGGCUGUGCUCUGUCAAAAUGCUGGAGGCUGACCCCAAGUGGCCGCACUUCCUCCGGCACAAGCACUCGUCUCUCUUUAAGAUGAAGAAUGUGGCUGGCUGGUGGCCUUGCCAGGUCCUCGAUGGUGGCAAAUGGCGCUUGUCGGGUAAAGUGAAGAUGACCCUGGAGAUACUGACAGAAAAGGAAGCCUUAAUCAAGGCGGCAGGACGAGGCCAGUCAGAGCCCAACCAAUACCCUACACUCCAUCCUCCCUUACGCACCCACACCCUGUUCAUGUGGAUCCGGUCACCCAUUGGGAGAUUCAUCCGUGUGCUCUGGAGACGCUACCGCUUCAAAAUCAUAGCCACCACCAUCAUACUCCUCAUAGGGCUUCUGCUGUUCAAGUUCAUCUACUCGGCUCCGAACUAUUUGGCCAUGAGCUGGAUCAAACCGGAACUUCGGCUCAAUGCCCCCAUUCAAAUAUACGCCAAUAUCAUCAAUGCGCCAAACACCAGUAGCGCCAACUCUUCCAACCUCACCACUCCCCAGCAGAACCUGAAACCUACAACGGCCCUCAAGCUGAAACACCUCCAGGGACACGUGACGCGCCUGCGGGAUAGUCUUCCAGAACUUCUGGCCCCACAGAACUAAUCCCCCUGGACAGCCUGGCUCACAGACAGCCCUACCCUUCAGCUUCCUACCAGUUCCUUGUUUCUGGGGACUCAGAAUAGUCUGGCCAUUCUGUUCAGAGACCACUUCCAACAAGCAGAGCUGUAAUUUUCCACUGAAAUAAAGAGCAUUUGUAACAGA